Oppia nitens is the source of this 1169-nucleotide messenger RNA. RefSeq names its product cytochrome P450 3A24-like. The coding region runs from base 75 to 1169 and encodes 364 amino acids. Gene Ontology annotation, molecular function: heme binding; oxidoreductase activity, acting on paired donors, with incorporation or reduction of molecular oxygen; monooxygenase activity. The transcript is spliced from 5 exons. The record is from RefSeq and is a predicted model, not a curated record. Lineage: Eukaryota; Metazoa; Arthropoda; Arachnida; Sarcoptiformes; Oppiidae.
CGGCCAAAUGUGGCAAAGUUUAUGCCAUUAAUAAAUUUGUUGUCAUCAAUGAUCCGGAUUUGUUGGAAGAGAUUAUGGUUACAAACAGUCAGGUGACGAUCGGACGGUGCGAUUUUCAUUUGGGUAGAGAUGACUAUUCACUGUCUGAGACAUUGCUAUUUCAAAACGAUUAUCACAAAUGGAAACGGAUUCGUAAGAUUAUGGGACAGGCAUUCACACCAAUCAAACUUAAGGAUCAGAUGCCAUACAAUGAACAUAUUGCUGAUCGACUGGUCGACCAUUUGGAACAGUAUUCAAGCACUGGUACAAAUUUUGAUAUCAAAAAUUCACUGGUAUCAUUUUCAUUAGACGUUAUCAAUGCUUAUGUGUUUGGCGCCAGUAUUAACACAUUUGACAACAAUGAUCAUCCGUUUUUGGUAAACGCCAACAAACUAUUUUCAUAUACAACAAACAAUACAAACUUUAUUCAAAUGAUGAUUAAGAAAAGACAACAUAUUUUGAAUAAUAAUAAUAAUAAUAAUAAUAGCAAUUCCCGGGAACAGUAUCUCAACGAUAAAGAGCUCACAGAACAGGCAAUUAUUUUGUUGAUCACCGGCUUUGAGUCAAUGAGUAAUUCUUUAUGUAAUGCUGUCUACUAUUUAGCCAAACAUCCCGAUUGUCAACAAAAACUCUAUGAAGAAGUGUUCACUUAUUUCAGUAACAGACAGACAGACAGUUAUGAUAUGGCUAUCAAUGAACUCAAGUAUUUGAAUGCUGUCAUCAAUGAGACACUUCGUAUGGCACCUCCAGUCGCUUACUUUCCACGACUCAUCGCUCAGGACUAUAAAUUUAAAAAUACUAACAUAACAUUACCAAAAGGCUCGGUACUUUUGGUACAGCCUUAUGUUAUGCACCGAUGGCCACAAUAUUAUGCCGAUCCCGAUAUGUUUAAUCCAAAUCGUUUUAUGGAUCCAAUGUCUAAACCGCCGUCCAAUGUAUUCAUACCCUUUGGAAACGGUCCGCGCAUUUGUAUCGCACAAUAUUUUGCUUUGAAUGAAAUGCGUAUAUCUAUUGCAAAAUUAAUACUAAACUAUGAUUUUGCAUUAGCACCGGGAUUUCAGAUAAGUUAUUAUAAUCUCAAUGAACUCAUGAAUCCAAAACAAGUGUUAGUAAACAUAAGAAAACGUUAA